Messenger RNA from Vombatus ursinus (common wombat), 990 nucleotides. RefSeq names its product peptidylprolyl isomerase H (gene PPIH). Bases 40 to 573 code for a protein of 177 amino acids. Gene Ontology annotation, molecular function: peptidyl-prolyl cis-trans isomerase activity. The record is from RefSeq and is a predicted model, not a curated record. The transcript has 10 exons. Gene Ontology annotation, cellular component: intracellular membrane-bounded organelle. Lineage: Eukaryota; Metazoa; Chordata; Mammalia; Diprotodontia; Vombatidae. Gene Ontology annotation, biological process: protein folding; protein peptidyl-prolyl isomerization.
GAAGCUGAGCCGGCCCGCUUCCGCUUCCGUGUCGGGAUCAUGGCGGUGGCAAAUUCAAGCCCCGUCAACCCCAUCGUCUUCUUUGACGUUAGCAUCGGUGGCCAGGAGGUUGGCCGAAUGAAGAUUGAACUCUUUGCGGACAUCGUGCCCAAGACAGCGGAGAAUUUCAGGCAGUUCUGCACAGGAGAAUUCAGGAAAGAUGGAGUCCCUAUCGGAUACAAAGGAAGCACUUUUCACAGGGUUAUAAAAGAUUUCAUGAUCCAAGGAGGAGACUUUGUAAAUGGAGAUGGCACUGGAGUUGCAAGCAUUUAUCGGGGACCAUUUGCAGAUGAAAACUUUAAAUUGAGGCACUCAGCUCCAGGUCUGCUUUCCAUGGCAAACAGUGGCCCCAGUACCAAUGGCUGCCAAUUCUUCAUCACCUGCUCCAAGUGUGACUGGCUGGAUGGGAAGCACGUGGUGUUUGGAAAAAUAAUUGAUGGACUUCUAGUGAUGAGAAAAAUUGAGAAUGUUCCCACUGGACCCAACAACAAGCCCAAGCUUCCUGUGGUCAUCUCCCAGUGUGGGGAGAUGUGAUGGAGAUCAGUGCCGAAUCAGGCAAUGCUGCACAUAGCUAUGGAACGUAGCUGAACUGAGGAAGAAGAACAGCUGGUAAAAAUGUGUGUUCCUGGCAGAAGGUUUUCAGUUUUAUUCUAUUCCUUCUGCUUUUCUCUUGUUUCAUCUUUUAGAUAAGGGAGAAUAAUAGAGAAUUCAAGAAAGGGAUGAAUUCCAAAGGAAGGUGGCAGGCUUAGGGUUUUAAGAAGUUGUGUCAAAUCUGCAGUUGUCCUCCAGGGAAAAGAGAGAGAACUCUCUGUAUGGUUCCCUUUAGGACCACCAAGGGAAAGGGCCAGGUCUGAGUAAAGAAGUUGCAGGUGAUAGAGUGAAAACUAGCUAGAAUACUUUGGAAGGCCUUGGCAGCAUCAGUCUGCAAUAAAAGAACUAAGUCAGAACUUA